Molecule: messenger RNA, 540 nt
Organism: Myxocyprinus asiaticus (Chinese sucker)
Lineage: Eukaryota; Metazoa; Chordata; Actinopteri; Cypriniformes; Catostomidae
Product: cadherin-related family member 3-like
Exons: 5
Coding region: 1-540 (179 amino acids)
Source: RefSeq, a predicted model, not a curated record
AUGUGGUUCAUUGUUGCUUUGUGUGCACUCCUUGUACUUGGCUUGCUGGGAUACCUGCUGUACAGAUGCUGUAGAUACCUGUCCACCAAAGACUGCAGCUGCUGUGAGCCCAGACACAUUCAUGAUGAGGACCAGCUCAUUCAAGAUAAAGCUCCACCAAAGAAGGAAAUAUUACUGGAAAUGACCCAAAUUAACACAGUGUUUGAUGGAGAGGAAGUUGAUCCAGUGACAAAAAGGGUUUACGAGUACAACAGCAAAUCUGGCGCCCGGCGAUGGAAGGAUGCCAUUAUUGUGUCCAAGCCCGUGCUCAACCAACCAGAGAGCAGCACACUGGUCAUCUCAAGGAGGCCAGCCAAUCCUGAGGCUCCCGCAAACUCUGAGCAGCCACUGGUCAGGGAGAGAGGCGAGACAGCCGGCUCUGGCCAAUCACAGAGAAGAAUGAAGUGCCUGUCAAGCAUGAGCACGAGUAAUGAGAGUGUAUCGCUCAAAGACAAAAAGCAGUUUCACAAGACUAAAUCUAGUGACAUGUCUGAGGUCUAA